This is a messenger RNA of Equus quagga, 867 nucleotides long. RefSeq names its product coiled-coil domain-containing protein 180-like. The coding region runs from base 142 to 867 and encodes 241 amino acids. The transcript has 8 exons. The record is from RefSeq and is a predicted model, not a curated record. Lineage: Eukaryota; Metazoa; Chordata; Mammalia; Perissodactyla; Equidae.
GCUGGACAGGCCUUGGGUGCCUUGCGUGGUGCUUUCGGCAGUCCCUCUCGGAUCUGCGUGCGCCCUGCGCGGCUGGCAGAGCCCGCCUUCUCCAGGAGUUCGGUUCUUGCUUCAGGUCGCAAUAGAGACCAAACCCCAGACAUGAUUCCUGGACAACGGCUUCCCGGCAGGGGCGUCCAGCCGGCGGCCAUGGUGUCCUCAGUGGGGAAGGUGACUCAGGUCCCCAGCGGGAAUGUCUACCAGCAGAUCUUCGAGGCUGAGGUGCAGCUGGUCCGCUCCCUGGCGGCCACCAGGAAGCGGGCUCUGGAGUGUUCCAUGACCCCGAAGAAUGGCAGGAAUCCCUUGAUGAAGAAGACAGAUAUUCCCGAAGGGGAGAUGAUAUCUCCUCGGCAGCGGAAGUGGGUGCACAGCCUACCCAAUGACUGGGUCACGGAAAACCCUGUUCUCUACAGGGAAAAGGAAAAAACCAAGAAGGAAAAAUCUCUAGAGAGUGAGAGCACCAUUGCUGCCCGAGAAGUCCGGGGCCUCAUGGACGCCAUCGUUCCUGAGAGGACCAGCACCAUCACCCUUCAGGGGCGAAGAGACCAUAAGAGGAAGGGCUGGCAGAGCACUGUGGGGAGCUUCAAGGAGGAGAUCGCUCAGAUUGGCAUGGUGAGAAUCCUCCUCCUCUCUCCCCUUCUGUUCCUGGGCCAUUCUGAAAGUGAGGCCGAGAAAGUCUCGCCUGACUUGGCAAAUUCCUGGAGCUGCCUCUGGACUCACAGCACCAAGCAGGCACCCCCUGCCAGUUCUCACUGUCCCGAGCCCUCUCAGCUGGACGUGGACUCUGCUUUCCCCCAUGAGCUCUGUGGCUUUGGUCACACAGCCUAA